Molecule: messenger RNA, 4419 nt
Organism: Cladophialophora psammophila CBS 110553
Lineage: Eukaryota; Fungi; Ascomycota; Eurotiomycetes; Chaetothyriales; Herpotrichiellaceae
Exons: 5
Coding region: 1-4419 (1472 amino acids)
Molecular function (GO): GTP binding
Source: RefSeq, a predicted model, not a curated record
AUGGCUUCCGAGAUCCCACCCUUGCGCAUCCAGAAGGGCGGUGGCAAUGGACCGAGCAUCUCGCCAUCCAAGCUGCCACGGGUAACACAUCGUCCUCUGUCCGAGCUGAGUCCUAUGGCAAUUCGCAGAAACUCUCCAAGUUUUCCUCAGUCAAAGGGUAAGCUGUUCGGUAGCGAGAACUCUCCAGUCGGUUCUUCGCCCUUUUCCACGAGUUCACCACGUCUGUUCUGGCAGGGCCGGGAUCCCAAUUCUCCUGCCAGAGAAAACACAGAGACUCCUCCUGCCUCCUCCCCAAAGAAGCGGUCGUCCAUUGAGAACCUUAAAAAGGCUUCCAGGGUCAAAAACAGCAGCAUGUUUGCCCUCGAACAAAGUAGUCACUAUGAUCCUUCGCGUCCGACGAUUCUUGACGGUCGCCCUCAGAGCGUGCAGCUUCCACGACACUCAUCGCCAGUCCGUAGUUCGGAUGGCGGGCGGAAAGAAAAUGUUGCGCCACUAGACAACACAUCGUCGGCUCAAUCACAAGAGAAGCACCAAGAGGAUGACUCCAAGGCCACAACAAACUCCGUUACACCCCUCUCACUAAGUCGAAUGAAUGGCUCGCCUGCCAAAUCAUCGCUCUCAAAGAAGACGGGAGCGGCGUUCAGAAGCAGUGGCUUCAACCCAGAGACUGGCAUUUGGGAAGACGAUGAAGAUUUCAGAGACAGACAAUUACCCGUUGGCCGUGGGCUGCAUCGUCAUCAAAAGAGCGUCACGUUUGACCAAGCCCCUCCACAAAUCAAUGAGUAUGAGAUGACCACCCCUGCUCCUUCUUCGAUCGCGUCUGGAUCUCGUGACGGUAGCUAUGACUCCACAGACGAUGAAGAAGACGAGGACGAGGAGGCAAGUUUUGAGAGAGGUUCGUCAAUGGACCAUGACGACAGCUUUGACGCAUCCCUGGAGGACACCGAGAAGACACCGGUCGUCCUGCCCGAGGACUGGCGCUUCAUGAACCCGGAGAGCGCCAACACCGAACUAUCUCGUCAUGAAGAGGACGUCUUUGAAGACGAUUGCGGCAGUCCUGCUCCAACCGCACAACCAAGCAUGCCAUCUUUCCGCCCUCAUCAAAGCAGCGCAAGCUCAGUCGAUUCAAACGGACAGUCUCGUCCUCUCCCACCACUUCCGCCCAUGAUUGCGUCACAAGCGAAGUCGAGGUCUGACAGUCUGUCUGGCGCCUUUGAGCGUAUGAGCGUUGCGUCGCGAUCUCUCCCAAAUCCCCCGUUAGCUGCUACCAUUUCAAAAGCAGACAUCCAAAAAAUCGGGACUGGCAGCUCCCUGUCAGCGGAGGAUAGAUUGAGAUUGAUGGCACUUCAAGAACAGGAAAGAGAACGCCGGAUGAGGCGAAUGGGUGCUAAAGACCUUGGUCCACUUCGAAGCAGCAGUGUUGAAGACUCCUUUGUCGAGAGUUGCGAUUCUUCACCACCAGUCCUGUCUGAGUCCAGAAACUCAACCCCACAGCUUUCUAGGGCGUCGAUCCUUGAAGGCCUGCGCGGUCGUGUUGAUACCGACAGUCGAGACAGCAGCGAAGAUAUUUCAGAUGCUUCUCGACAGCGGGAUCUCUCCACUCUCGACCCUGACGUUCCAAUACCCUCAUUGGAAGAUCCCACACAACCCCGUAUCAAGAUGGAGGAUGACGAAGAGCCUGAUCUGUACUCCAUACCGGAUAUGUACAGUCGACGUUCUGUCUCAGACUCAGACGUGAGCACAAACCACGAUGACGACCUCACCAGCCAGUAUUCGCAGCCAUCCCUUGCAUCUUUUGCUCCGCAAAUGACGGACGAAGGAGAAGACACCCCAAAAGCACAGAGUCCUGUUCGAGAAUUGAACUCAAAGCCAAUAUCCGAGCGUGUAUCUUUGCCAGAUUUUGCCGACUUUGGCAAGACGAGCAGUUUCGAUAUUGGCCUUGCCUCCUACUUGAGCAACAAGGACGAGACUAUGAGAUCAGCCAACGGUGGUUCGCCGCCCAGUGAACUCCCUGACCUCGCUGCCCUCCGUCAGUCAAUUCAACGCCCAUACACUCCUGAGGUCCAGGCGAAGCCAUUUCAAAGUCCAUCGACAUUCAUCCCGGAGCAAGCUACGCCGCCCACACCUGAUUCUGUGGUCAGACAUCCUGUUUCAGGUGCGAGUCUUCCUAGUAAUGUCGACUGUGACGCAAAAGAGGAUGUGCUGGCAGCGCAAGUGAAAAGUGACCGCUCAAUUAGUCCCUCCGACACCGGGUCGGUUUUGAUUCACGAGAAGGAACCCUCGCCCGUCUCUCCAAUCUCCGCCGAGUUCGAUGUGAGCGCGGAGGUAGCGAAGGAUAAUUCCACUGACGCAGAAGCGAGUGAUGAGAAAAGACCCGAGAUCGACAGCAAAGCAGGAGAAAAGAAGCGAGUUAGCAGCUUGGUACCCUUGGAUAUUCCACAUACUGGCUUGGACGAUGGCCUUGGAUUGGGCCUCGAGAAGGAAUUUGACCGUGUCGUGGAAGCCCAGAAGGUAGAGUUUGAACUCUCAUUGCAACGUCUUUAUUACCCUUUCAACGGACGAUUUCCCUCCAGUCAGCUCCCCGAGGUGAAGGAGUGGACAGGAGGCAAUCUCAUGAAAAACGUCCCAGCUCUCCCCAAACCUCGUGGAGUCCGUCCCUUGCCAGGAGCACAUCUUGCUAUUUCUCCAGAUAAGUCUACUGAUGAAGAGUCAUUUGCUAAUCGAGCUGCCCGCCGACAGAGAGGCUACCUGAUGCGACAGAACACCAAAAUUGUCGUCGCAAGUGAACAUGGAUCUCAAGAUGAAUGCAGAUCCCCCGAGCUUCCGACGUCAACUGAGCAUGGUCUGCUCGGUGUUCCAACGGAGGCCAACCAAGUUCAUACCUCACCCCGCAAGACAAGUCAGCCCACUUGGACUGCUGAACCAUGGAAUGGUAAGAUCAGGCGGAAGAGCAUUCGAGUAGGUGGAGAGAAAGCCGUCAGUAAACGGAAGCCAGUCGAGGGUCCUGUACCGCCCCUACCGGGACAAGCAAGCAACGCUCAAGAGGGCCUUGAUGCUGUUGCUGAAGACGAGAUUGGAGAAGAAGAGGAGUGGGAGGAUGGUGCUGAACGUGGCCGACUUUUUGUCAAGGUGGUCGGUGUAAAGGACUUGCAGAUGCCAUUUCCCCAACAUGAACGCACUUACUUCGCUCUGACGCUGGACAACGGAAUGCACUGCGUCACGACCGCUUGGCUCGACUUUGCUCGAAGCGCACCCAUUGGCCAGGAAUUUGAGCUGAUUGUUCUCAAUGAGCUUGAAUUUCAACUCACUUUGCAGAUGAAAUUGGAAGAACCAAAAGUUGAGCGACCACAAUCUCCUUCAAAGCCGCCUGCAUCGCCUAAGAAGCAAGGAGCUUUCGGUAGGUUGUUCGGUUCACCCAAGAAGAAGAAAGAGUCGGAAGUCAGGGCCCAGCAAGAAGCUCAGGUCGUCAGAAGACCAGUGACACCACCUUCAGCAUACGAGCUGGUUCAAGGUCUCGUCGCAAAGGACGGUUCCUUUGCUCGAGCCUACGUUUCGCUGAGCGAGCACGAAAAGCAAGCAUAUGGCAGGCCGUAUACGGUCGACAUCACCUGCUUCAAUGAGUGGGCAAUGGAAGAGGUUAGCGUGGGUAGCUCGAGAAGCAAGAAGAGCGUGACUCAACUUCAGCGUCGUCCACCAUAUGAGAUUGGCAAAUUGGAACUGCAAUUGUUGUAUGUGCCGAAACCGAGAGGAGCAAAGGACGAUGAUAUGCCAAAGAGUAUGAAUGGUGCGGUGCGCGCACUACGAGAAGCUGAAGAACGUGUGGUGCAACAAGCAAAUAUCAAGGAAUUUGAGGGCUAUCUGAGCCAGCAGGGAGGAGAUUGCCCGUACUGGCGACGACGAUUUUUCAAGCUCGCCGGAACCAAGCUAACGGCCUUUCACGAAACAACUCUUCAACCGCGAGCAACCAUCAACCUUGCGAAAGCCACGCGUCUCAUCGACGACAAGACCGCCCUCAUGCAGAAGGAGACUUCGACAAAGGGUGGAGGGCGCCGAAAGAGUGGAUUUGCCGAAGAGGAAGAAGGCUACAUGUUUGUGGAAGAGGGUUUCCGGAUCCGUUUCGCCAAUGGAGAAGUUAUCGACUUCUAUGCCGAUUCGACCACAGAGAAAGAUCAGUGGAUGCAAGCGCUCUCGCAGGUCGUGGGCAAAGGCGUGCAGAGCGGCUUGGCCCCGAUCAAAGGCUGGACGGAAAUGGUCCUCAGACGGGAGAAGAAGAUGAAGACCGCGGGCGCAGUACAACGUCCCAAAGUCGGUCACCAGCGAACGGAGACUUACCACGCUGGCAGUCAGGCAAACAGUCCCGUAAAGCCGACGGUCGGGCGCGAAGAGAGGCAUCGAAAGACGAAGAGUAUGUAUGCGUGA